Molecule: messenger RNA, 2559 nt
Organism: Saccoglossus kowalevskii
Lineage: Eukaryota; Metazoa; Hemichordata; Enteropneusta; Harrimaniidae
Product: HMG box-containing protein 1-like
Biological process (GO): regulation of transcription by RNA polymerase II
Cellular component (GO): nucleus
Molecular function (GO): RNA polymerase II cis-regulatory region sequence-specific DNA binding; DNA-binding transcription factor activity, RNA polymerase II-specific; protein binding
Source: RefSeq, a predicted model, not a curated record
AUGGCGUCGGUUGUGAAAUCAAGACAACAUACAAAAACAGAAAAAAUGCAACAGUUUACACAGAGUCAAGAGUUAUCACCACAGAAACUUCUGAGAUGCCCCACAGAAGGGUGUGAUAAAGUUUUAGGUAGUUCCCCGGGACUGAGGUACCACAUGAAAACGCAUGAAGAAGCAAGACCUUACUUGUGUCGCAAAUGCUCAAAAACAUUCAAAAGCUCUAAUGGGCUAAAGUAUCACCUUGAAAAAACUCGAUGCGAGGAUAAUUCAGCAGUAUUACACACUGAUAUGACUUCUGUAAAUUGUGUUGUUACACCAACCAAACAUGGACCAAAUAUUAAUGAAAUAAAUAAUUCUGCUGCCAUGGAAACACCAAAGAGGUCUAAAUUUAUUCCCAGUGCUCUUACUAUAGACACAGAUAGUUCACUUUAUGCAGAACCCUCAAGUCUACUCAAUAAUAACCACUCUCCAUAUAAUGAUAUCCAAGAUGUUGAUGUCACGGAACCUUCAAAUACAAACUGGUUGACGGAAUUAGCUAUAAUUGCAACAAGUCCUCAGAGUCCUUUACUACAAAAGUGCAGCUUUAGAAGGAGUCCAAUUUUGACAAUUGAGAAAUCGUUACAUUCUUAUGCCAAGCCACCAAGAUCACCCAGUCCACCUCCACUUAUAGGUCACAAUGAACUAUUCAGUACUCCACCAUGCAAACAUACUAUGUCACAUGAAGAUGAGGCUAGAGUGACAUCAUCAUCUCCAUUUCCUGCUUCUCCUAAAGUCAAUGAAAGUUCUAGUGGAACAUGGUCACAUUCAUGGCCGACAGCUGUAUGGCAAUGUUUCAUGAAAGGUACAAAAGUACAUUUCACUGCAGGAGCUAGAACUGAAUGGCGAUUGGCUGAAGAGAUUGGCAAUAAUGAAAUGCUGGCAGCACAAGCCAAUCAACAGCAAGACUGUGAGGGCAGAGGUCAAUCAUCUCUGUCUGGAUAUGCAGCUAAUGGAUUGAGACUUGUACAGAUAGAGGAGAAAUCUGCUGGUGAUAAUAAUAAUGACAGUGUUUUGGUAUUGACUUUAAAUCCUGAUUUACCAGAUCAACCUAAUCUGGUUGUCGAAUGUGCUUUAGAUCAUCCAUUCUUUGUUAAGGAGAAAGGAUGGUCAUCUUACAAUCCUUGCUUGACUGUAGUGAAAUACGGUAUACCAUGCUGUGAACUAGAAAGUGGUGAUGUAUGCCUUUCACCUUCCCAUCCAGAAGCAAUCAGUUUUCAAGAUUCUGAAGUUUUUGAAAGUUUUCGGAGCUUUGAUUUUACUCCAAUGGAUUCAUCUGCAGUAUUAGCUCUUAGUAGUAUGGCUAAACACAGACGAGAUUUAGAAAUGAGUCCUAAGUCACCUACUAAAAAUCCAUCAUCACCAUCCAGGCAGAAAAAAUAUAAAGCGGAACCAACUCGUGGUAAAAGACCCAUGAAUGCCUUCAUGUUAUUUGCAAAAAAGUUCAGGGUGGAGUAUACACAGCUGUAUCCUGGUAAAGAUAACAGGGCAAUUAGUGUCAUACUUGGUGAUAGAUGGAAAAAAAUGAAAGUAGAAGAACGAAGAGUCUUUGCCCAAGAAGCUAAGGUUUUAGCAGAAGAACAUAAGAAAAUACACCCCGACUGUUGGAAAAGAAAGCGAUCAAGUUCAAAUAGUCUUCGCAAACACGACCGUUUGAUGCUAAACCCAUUACACUGGCCACCGCCCCCUCCCACCAAAGACGUACUUCAAAUGGCUGAAGAAUGGGGCGCGACAACGUAUGUGGAUUUCGUCAGAAAAUCAGGACUAGAUAAAACACUGUAUAACGGAACAGGUCCAUUCACAAUAUUUGCUCCAUUCAACGAAGCCUUUGCGAACUUGGACCCAGUAUUGUCCCAUCAGCUGGAAACCAAUAAGACCUUUUUACGAGAGUUAUUGCUAUACCACACGGUCAAUGCCAGAGUUGUUGAUGACGACUUGAGAGUGAACGACCGACUUUUCCCUACUAUGCUGACUGGUACGAAUAUACGUUCCGCAUUGUACAUAGAAGGUACAAAGGUAGGUGUGUGGACGGUGUCUGGCGUCAUGAUGCAGUACGGUGACGUAAAUGCUACCAAUGGAAUACUGCAAGGUCUCAUGGGUAUAAUGUAUCCAAUACCAAUGCUGAAUAUAUAUGAAUAUUUACAAAAGGAUGUCAAUUUCACAUUCAUGAAGAAAGUUAUUGACGUUGCGGGUCUCAAUGCUAUGUUUACAGAAGGGGCAUAUACCCUAUUUGCUCCAGUGGACGCAGUUUUUGAAAAAUUGCCAAAGGAACAGAUUGAUGUCAUAUUAUCAAAUACGUCAUUUGCUAGACAUGUGGUGUACAAUCACGUGAUUAAUGGCACUGUAUAUAGUGCAGGGUUCUUUAAUGACCAACCAAUGCCAAAUAUGAAUGGAAAAGACCUGGAUUUCUAUACAGGCCAGUUUAAAUCAGGAGAAUUGACUGUGAAUGGGACCUUGGUAAUUCAGCGAGAUUUGCAAGUCACCACUGGAGUGAUUCAUUCCAUAGAUGGAAUUUUAUUACCGUAA